AUGAACUGGAGGCUUGUUGAGUUCCUCUACCUCCUGUUUAUAUGGGACCAUAUACUAGUACAGCCCUCCCACCAGGACCCAGCUGCUACCAACCAACAUGUCUCCAAGGAAUUUGAUUGGCUUAUUUCAGACAGGGGGCCUUUCCACCACUCACGGAGCUACUUAUCCUUUGUGGAAAGACAUCGUCAAGGAUUUACAACCAGAUAUAAAAUAUACAGGGAGUUUGCCCGUUGGAAGGUGAGGAACACAGCCAUCGAGCGGAGGGACCUGCUCCACAAUCCACUGCCCCUGAUGCCUGAGUUUCAGAGGAGCGUCCGCCUCCUGGGCAGGAGACCCACCACGCAGCAGUUCAUUGAUACCAUCAUCAAAAAGUACGGCACCCACAUCCUCAUCUCUGCCACCCUGGGAGGAGAGGAGGCCUUGACCAUGUACAUGGACAAAAGCCGCCUCGACAGAAAGUCAGGAAACGCUACCCAGAGCGUUGAAGCAUUGCACCAGCUUGCUUCCUCCUACUUUGUAGACCGUGAUGGCACCAUGAGGAGACUCCACGAGAUCCAGAUCUCUACCGGAGCAAUCAAGGUAACAGAAACUCGGACUGGCCCCCUGGGCUGUAACAGCUACGACAAUCUGGACUCUGUGAGUUCUGUCCUUCUGCAAAGCACUGAGAGCAAACUCCACCUGCAAGGUCUCCAGAUCAUCUUCCCUCAGUAUUUACAAGAGAAGUUUGUCCAGUCUGCCUUGAGUUACAUCAUGUGCAACGGGGAGGGGGAGUACAUCUGCCGGAACAGCCAGUGCGGCUGCCAGUGUGCGGAGGAGUUCCCGCAGUGCAACUGCCCCAUCACCGACAUCCAGAUCAUGGAAUACACACUAGCAAACAUGGCCAAGACCUGGACAGAAGCCUAUAAAGAUCUGGAGAAUUCAGAUGAGUUUAAAUCCUUCAUGAAAAGGCUACCUAGCAACCACUUCCUGACCAUUGGGAGCAUCCACCAGCACUGGGGGAACGACUGGGAUCUGCAAAAUCGCUACAAGCUGCUGCAGAGCUCCCUGGAAGCCCAGCGGCAGAAGAUCCAGCGCACUGCCCGCAAACUCUUUGGCCUCAGUGUCCGGUGUCGGCACAAUCCUAACCACCAGUUGCCUAGAGAAAGGACAAUACAGGAAUGGCUUACUCGGGUCCAGUCCCUGCUCUACUGCAAUGAGAAUGGGUUCUGGGGGACGUUUCUGGAAAGCCAACGGAGCUGCGUUUGCCACGGUGGCACCAGCCUGUGCCAGCGCCCCAUCCCCUGCAUCAUCGGGGGCAACAACAGCUGUGCCAUGUGCAGCCUUGCCAACAUCUCUCUCUGUGGCUCAUGCAACAAGGGCUAUAAGCUUUACCGGGGUCGCUGCGAGCCUCAGAACGUAGACUCGGAGCGGAGCGAGCAGUUCAUCAGCUUUGAGACGGACUUGGACUUCCAGGACCUAGAGCUGAAGUACCUGCUGCAGAAAAUGGACUCUCGUCUGUAUGUGCACACCACCUUCAUCAGCAACGAGAUCCGCCUGGACACCUUCUUCGACCCCAGGUGGCGCAAACGAAUGUCCCUCACCUUGAAGAGCAACAAGAACCGGAUGGAUUUCAUCCACAUGGUGAUCGGGAUCUCCAUGCGAAUCUGCCAGAUGCGCAACAGCAGCCUGGACCCUAUGUUCUUUGUCUACGUCAACCCGUUCAGCGGGAGUCACUCUGAGGGCUGGAACAUGCCCUUUGGGGAGUACGGCUACCCGCGCUGGGAGAAAAUCCGCCUCCAAAACAGCCAGUGCUACAACUGGACCCUGCUACUGGGCAACCGGUGGAAAACCUUUUUCGAGACCGUCCACAUCUACCUACGCAGCCGGACUCGGCUGCCCUCCCUGCUGCGUAAUGAGACUGGCCAAGGGCCUGUGGACCUUUCUGACCCCACCAAGCGUCAGUUCUACAUCAAGAUCUCGGAUGUGCAGGUGUAUGGCUACAGCCUGCGUUUUAAUGCUGACCUACUGCGCAGUGCUGUGCAGCAGGUCAACCAGUCGUACACGCAAGGCGGGCAGUUCUAUUCUUCCUCCUCCGUCAUGCUCUUGCUGCUGGAUAUUCGGGACCGAAUCAAUAGACUGGCGCCUCCCGUUGCCCCAGGGAAGCCCCAGCUGGAUCUGUUCUCCUGUAUGCUCAAGCACCGCCUGAAACUCACCAACAGCGAGAUCAUCCGUGUGAACCACGCUCUAGAUCUGUACAACACCGAGAUCCUCAAACAGUCGGACCAGAUGACAGCCAAACUCUGCUAA
Gavia stellata (red-throated loon) is the source of this 2286-nucleotide messenger RNA. RefSeq names its product BMP/retinoic acid inducible neural specific 1 (gene BRINP1). Gene Ontology annotation, biological process: negative regulation of mitotic cell cycle; positive regulation of neuron differentiation. The transcript has 7 exons. The coding region runs from base 1 to 2286 and encodes 761 amino acids. Lineage: Eukaryota; Metazoa; Chordata; Aves; Gaviiformes; Gaviidae. The record is from RefSeq and is a predicted model, not a curated record.